Quercus lobata is the source of this 729-nucleotide messenger RNA. RefSeq lists its product as uncharacterized. NCBI's taxonomy places the organism in Eukaryota, Viridiplantae, Streptophyta, Magnoliopsida, Fagales, Fagaceae. The record is from RefSeq and is a predicted model, not a curated record. The transcript has 3 exons. The coding region runs from base 20 to 418 and encodes 132 amino acids.
UCAAGAAGAGUGGGUGACGAUGCCUUAUGGCUUUGACAAUACUUGGGGUAUCAUCAAGGAUUCAGCCAUCGUUCGUCCACCCAUAACUGACGAGCAAGAGGCUUUCAUACAUCGGGUGCUUAAGAUCCCUUUUAACGAAUGGAAAUGCAGGGGCCUGAUCACCCUUGACACGUUGCAUGCCUACUCUGGUGGUCUUGUGCCGAUGCCUGAAGCCCGUAGACUGAACACUUAUUCUCGUCGGCAUAAAAAUGGAGACAGCGAAACAAAGGGCUUUGAUAAGGGCGUCAGUCGUGGUACGCAAGCUGAAAGAGAAGGACCUCAACGUCAGCUCCUAAGGUCACUGGCAAGGGAUCGUCCAAGUGAAAGAGUGACGGGAAUGAUGACCAUCUGCUUAAGAAAGGAUCGGGACUCCUUGUAGGUGACAAACAAUUAAAGAAGUCGUCGCCUCCUAAACCUAGCCAUGGAGCUGGUAAGGGUUUAAUGAUGGCGAUGGGUCCUUUCACCCAAGGAACUGUUUGUCAUCUUCUCACGCAUAAGGAACAUGCUGUUGAGAUGGUUGAGUCAAUCAUCAAAGAGAGGGACUUAGACCCUUGUGCUGAGCAGACGACAGAAGACUUGGGAGCGUCGGGUCUCUUUGACCUUUCUAGGGUACGUUUUUCUCAGUCUUUCUUCCACUCCGUUGUUCAUUCAUUGGUUGAUGGUUGUCUUGAUUUUAGGUGUUGAUGCAUA